AUGAAGCAUCACAUAGAUGGUUCACCACUAGAGUCUGACUUUGAGAUUAAAAUGGAAACGCUCUCUCUCUCAGUUGAGCCUGGAUCAAAAGAUGUUAUUGUGAAGAAUCUCUAUGUAUCAAUCGAUCCAUACCAGUUAAACCGCAUGAAGACUUACAGUUCUUCACAAACAGCUGUCAGUUUUUCAGGUUCCCUUACUCCUGGCCUGGCCAUCGAUACUUAUGGGGUAGGGAGAGUUUUGACUUCUGGAAAUCCCAAUUUCGAAAAGGAUGAUUUGGUUGUUGGGCUUAUCAGCUGGGGAGAAUACAGCAUACUGAAAGAGGGUGUCAUCUUGAAUAAGUUGGAUCCAAUGGGCUUUCCAUUGUCUCACCAUGUUGGAGUUCUGGGAUUUAGUGGUCUUACAGCCUAUGGUGGGUUUUUCAAUGUGUGUAAACCAAAGAAGGGGGAAAAAGUAUUUGUAUCUGCUGCUUCUGGAUCAGUUGGAAAUUUGGUGGGACAAUAUGCAAAGCUGUUUGGCUGCUAUGUCGUUGGAUGUGCAGGUAGCAGGAAAAAGGUAGACAUGCUGAAAGAUAAGCUUGGCUUUGAUGAUGCAUUCAACUAUAGAGAAGAAACUGAUCUAAACUCAGCUCUGAAAAGGUACUUCCCUGAUGGGAUUGAUAUAUACUUUGACAAUGUGGGAGCGGAGAUGCUAGAAGCAGCAGUUUCCAACAUGAACACGUUCGGCAGAGUAGCUGUCUGUGGAGUGAUCUCUGAGUAUACAGACAGUGGAAAACGAGCUGCACCCCACAUGCUCGACGUUGUGUACAAGAGAAUCACAAUUCAAGGGUUCUUAGCUGCUGACCAUAUGGCUGUGUACGCAGAUUUCAUCACAACAACAACUGAUCACCUUCGCACUGGAAAAAUGCAGGCGCUCGAAGACGUUUCAAUUGGUCUUGAGAGUGUCCCAUCUGCUUUCGCCGGACUAUUUCGUGGUGAUAAUGUUGGGAAAAAGAUUGUUCAAGUUGGUGAAGAAUGA
Ilex paraguariensis (yerba mate) is the source of this 1014-nucleotide messenger RNA. The record is from the annotation of a GenBank genome assembly. Lineage: Eukaryota; Viridiplantae; Streptophyta; Magnoliopsida; Aquifoliales; Aquifoliaceae.